Molecule: messenger RNA, 766 nt
Organism: Stereum hirsutum FP-91666 SS1
Lineage: Eukaryota; Fungi; Basidiomycota; Agaricomycetes; Russulales; Stereaceae
Exons: 3
Coding region: 225-566 (113 amino acids)
Source: RefSeq, a predicted model, not a curated record
GACAUGUUUCUGCCUGUGAUAGACCUAUCAUAUGAAUUGCGCUCUAUCUAUACACAAACCUUUGGUGGACAAUGAGAAACGGGAGGACGGGACAUCGUUCGCCGGCCCGGUCCUCGACCAGUUGACCACAGUGACCCUUCCGCUCUACAUCCGGAUAUCCGUCCACGAAUCCUGUCUUUCUUUCAUUCCCUCGCCCUCACAAAGCGAGCUCAAGGUCAUAGACAAUGUCGUCCACAACUGAAAAGUUUGAAUUCGUCGUCUACGCACCCGACUACACCGACGCCGAAGCCCUUUCACGCCGUCUCGCCGUUCGUGCUCAGCAUCUGGCGAAAGCGCAGACGUUGCACGACUCGGGAGUCGUCAAGCUGGGCGGUGCAAUGGUGGCUGAAGAAUCGCUACGUGAGGAAGACGCAUCGAAGAGAAAGAUGGAGGGCUCCGUCAUGAUCUACGAGGCUGGAAGCUUGGCAGAAGUGAUGGAGUAUAUCCAUAACGAUCCAUAUUGGGUUGAGAACGUUUGGGAUAAGGAGAAGUUGGAUAUCAGGCCGUUCAUUCGCCCAAAGCACUAGAUAUUCCAGAGAUAUUAGGGAACUACACUGCGUUCAGUGAAGGAGGAGUAGCAAUCUGUAUAUGUAGGAACGAACGAACGAACGAACGAACGAACGAAACCCGUGUCACGGCCAGGGAACCACUAUUUAGAGUGCUCUAAAGGUGAUUCUAAAGCCACUUCUAUAUAUUAUAUAUGGACUCGGCUUUGGGAAGUACUAAA